This is a messenger RNA of Asparagus officinalis (garden asparagus), 678 nucleotides long. RefSeq names its product sister chromatid cohesion protein PDS5 homolog B-like. The record is from RefSeq and is a predicted model, not a curated record. Lineage: Eukaryota; Viridiplantae; Streptophyta; Magnoliopsida; Asparagales; Asparagaceae. Bases 1 to 678 code for a protein of 225 amino acids. The transcript has 2 exons.
AUGCCCGUUACGAAGAAGAAGAUUUCUAAACUAGAAGCGGAAGCUGUAGUCCAAAGAGUUAUACCUUCUAGAAGAGGAAAAGAGCCUACUACAUCUUCCCGUAAAGGAAAGCAGAUAGCUAAUUCAAAGGAGAGUGACGAAUUUGAAACGUCUAGUGAGGAGGAUGAGACCGAAGGUGAAGCAGAAACCGAUAUUCCUCCUUCUCCCGUAACCCACGGAACUCAUCGGGUUUCUCCACCUAAAUCACUCGGUGCUCCUUCAAAGCCGAUACAGAUGAAGGAGAAGACUAUUCCUUUGUCAUCUUCUAACAAGAUGACUGUCAGAUGGCCUGUGCAGGAAGAAGAAGAAGAGGAGGAGGAAGAUGUCACCCCGCUCAUUAGCCGGAAGAGAUCCCGAUCUCCUGUUUCUUCCGAGGCUCAACCCCGCCCUUCUCAAGGAACUAAACUACGCAUGAAAUUUUGUCAUGAGAGUUCUGAGGGUCCAAGAGAUGCUCGUCUAUUGAAGAGAAUUAAGAAGACUGUCCAUCGACAACGUAAACUCCCCCCUUUAUCUGAAGAGGAGUUUACCCAAGACCUUCCGGUUGACGAAGGAGGUGGGCAAGAAGAAGAAGGAGAAAUUGUGCCCGAACCCUCAUCCCCUAGUUUAAUGGACUUUGAUGAAUCAAGUUUCACUCAAUAG